Molecule: messenger RNA, 699 nt
Organism: Colletotrichum orchidophilum
Lineage: Eukaryota; Fungi; Ascomycota; Sordariomycetes; Glomerellales; Glomerellaceae
Exons: 1
Coding region: 1-699 (232 amino acids)
Source: RefSeq, a predicted model, not a curated record
AUGUCGUCCCCGACUAUCACGUUGUACUACAGGCCCGGGUCAUGCUCCCUCGUGCCCCACGCCCUCCUCCAUCACCUCUCCAUCCCCUUCAACACCGUCGCGAUGAGAGCCAACGCCGAGAAACGCUUCGAGGCCGCAGACGGCAGCUUCACGCACCAGGAUUACCGCAAAAUCAAUCCCACAGGCUACGUCCCCGCGCUCGUGCUCGACAGCGGCCAAGUCAUCACAGAGCUGCCGGCCGUCCUCACCUACAUCGCCUGUAUCGCGCCGCCCGAGCAGACCGAGAAGCUCCUAGGUUCCAGCGCCCUCGACCGCGCAAGGGUGAUUGAGUGGACGAACUGGCUGAGCGGGACGUUCCUGGGCACAAGUAUCGCGGCCUGUGCGAGGCCGUACAGGUUUACAGACGGAGACGACGCGCGGAAAGCGGUUGCGGAGAAGGGUUGGGAGAACAUCUUGGAGUGUUACGCCAGAGUCGAAUCCAAGUUGGAUGGACGGGAGUAUGCUGUGGGUGACGGCUUGACGGUCGUCGACUUUUAUCUGUAUUAUUUCCGACGGUCGGCGGUGUACAUGACGGGUAUGGGCGGAAGUCUCUUUGGCGAAAAGUAUCCCAACUUUGAGCGCUUGCAAAAGAUGGUGGAGGGGUUGGAGGGUGUUCAGGAAAUCCUCAAGGUGGAAGAGCUCAAGCCAGUCUAUGAAUGA